Molecule: messenger RNA, 1976 nt
Organism: Pseudophryne corroboree (corroboree frog)
Lineage: Eukaryota; Metazoa; Chordata; Amphibia; Anura; Myobatrachidae
Gene: ZNF410
Product: zinc finger protein 410
Exons: 10
Coding region: 190-1383 (397 amino acids)
Biological process (GO): regulation of transcription by RNA polymerase II
Cellular component (GO): transcription regulator complex; PcG protein complex; chromatin
Molecular function (GO): DNA-binding transcription factor activity, RNA polymerase II-specific; RNA polymerase II cis-regulatory region sequence-specific DNA binding
Source: RefSeq, a predicted model, not a curated record
GCCGGGGCUCUUCCUACUUCCGGCACCAUGCCAGGAGCUGCUGCGACCCUCUCCCCUUCCGUACACACGCCGAGGGUUCUGAUCGUGCGACGGCCGGAGACUCAGCGGUGAGGAGGAGAAAACCCCGGUACCGGAGACUGGAGGGAGGUGACCUCCUCUCUGCAUUUGUCACAUACUGGAGCAGCCCCAAUGUUAUCUGAUGAGCUAGAGUCUAAACCAGAGCUGUUGGUGGAAUUUGUGCAGAACGUCUCCAUCCCGCUGGGAGAAGGCCUUGUUAAGACGGAGUCUAAAGACCUGACCUGCCUAUCCCUGCUGCCCGAGACGUCAGAAUGUGGCUCAAUGCUGCUGCCAGGUGCUUCCGGGGCGGUGCGACUAUCCUCUAAGGGGCCAGGAUCUGGAUUACUGAACAGCCUCCAGGUGGAUAUUGAUCACAGCACAGACACCAGAGACGAUAAGAGCGGAGGCGCGCUGCUUUCUCCCUCUGAGCCUUCGUCGCUGCUACAAGACCUUCCUGCAAAUGAGAACUCCUCCUUCAUCCUCCUCAAUCUAGCCAGAUCAGGACUAGGCUCGCCGUCUGAGCACUUAGUCUUUGUCCAGGAUGAAGCUGAGGAUUCUGGGAAUGAUUUCCUGUCCAAUGACUGCACAGACAGCAGCACCCCUUGGUUCCUGCGGGUUCAGGAGUUGGCUCACGACAGUCUUAUUGCUGCCACCCGGGCUCAACUGGCAAAGAGCGCAAAGAGCAGCAGUAACGCUGACAGCACGCUGAACGGCUCCCCCGAGGCUGACGCAGCAGCCACGCAUCCGGAGAAACGCCUCCGCUGCUCCUUCCCCGGCUGUGAACGCGCCUUCGUCUAUAGGACACACCUGAAAUAUCACUUGAAAACCCACAGAAACGACCGAUCUUUCAAGUGUCCCGCAGAGGGCUGCGGGAAAAGCUUCUAUGUGCUCCAAAGACUGAAGGUCCACAUGCGUAUUCACAACGGGGAGCGGCCGUUCCUGUGCUCGGAGCCUGGCUGCGGGAAGCAGUUUACUACAGCCGGCAAUCUGAAGAACCACUUGCGCAUCCACACCGGAGAGAAACCAUUUCUGUGUGAGACCGAGGGAUGUGGCCGCUCGUUUGCAGAGUAUUCCAGUCUCCGAAAGCACCAGGUUGUCCAUUCAGGUGUGAAAUCUCACCAGUGUCAGGUGUGUGGGAAGAACUUUUCUCAGAGUGGAAGUAGAAACGCUCAUUUUCGGAAACAUCACUCGGGGAGAAAGGAAGAUCACAGUAACACUGCAGAACAUCUACACCUGAGCGAGGAUGCUCUGCAGGACAGUCAGCUUCUCUCUGUGGCGUCGGGAAGACACUCUUAUGAAGAGUACGUCUCCAUUCUACUAAAUUAACGACACUGGACACGUUUUUCUUAUUUAAUUCUUUUGACUGGCCAUAGCAGCUAGUCUACUGGAACUAUUUGCUACAAGAUAUAGUUUUCUAAAGAACAGAACUUUGUGGAGUAAGGAUCUCUGACCUGGAGGUGGCGAUGACGACUAUGAUCGCACAGUGCCUGCAACGAUCGGAAAUCUGUUCCUGGUGGAAGUUUUACAGUCACUGCGGACAAGAUUGAGUAAUAUAUCUUGCAGGCUCAUACAGAUGGAAUAUUCGGCAGCCCUGGAAGAUGACUCUAGAAAGGCCACGUUCCUUUGUGUCUUUCAGAUUUACAACAAAUGGCGAAAGCAACGAGGCUGAAGUAUAGCAACUGCUCAGCAUGUAAACUUGCAUACUAAGAACGGGCGUUCUCCCUGUAAGAGGGCGUAUACAGACCACCACCGUCUCCGCUUAGCGGGUAACAUGCCAUGUCGAGGAAGGGAGACUGGCUGAUUCUACCAGGGGCCAAAGUCACAAACAUUGUGGUUGUAAAAUAAAACCGAAAAAUAGGACGAAAAAAAAUUAAAAGGUUUGGUUUAAUGUGCAAUCCAUAAAUGUUUCACCAAUAUUA